Molecule: messenger RNA, 2881 nt
Organism: Macrosteles quadrilineatus (aster leafhopper)
Lineage: Eukaryota; Metazoa; Arthropoda; Insecta; Hemiptera; Cicadellidae
Gene: Hacd2
Product: very-long-chain (3R)-3-hydroxyacyl-CoA dehydratase
Exons: 11
Coding region: 194-1345 (383 amino acids)
Biological process (GO): very long-chain fatty acid biosynthetic process; sphingolipid biosynthetic process; fatty acid elongation
Cellular component (GO): endoplasmic reticulum membrane
Molecular function (GO): 3-hydroxyacyl-CoA dehydratase activity
Source: RefSeq, a predicted model, not a curated record
UGGAAAUCUCUAUCUCACUCAACCAACCUAAACUACAAAAUCAAAUUAUUAAGAAAAACAUUUGUUGUUUGGUGUUAUUAUGCAAUUAGCCAAUGUUUGAGUGUUACUAAUUUUUGUUUUACUGUAGAUAUUGUGCUCAACUUUUCAAUCAAGACUUCUUAAGUAAGUUUGAUGUUAUAUAGCUCAUUCAUAAAUGCGCUCCGAACUUCUUAGCCCAUUUAUUUACUGGGCUCAAGAUGAAUCUUCGGUGUUCAUCAAGAUUGAUCUGAAAGACAUUGCAUGGACUAAGGAUAAAAGUCUAAGACUGACAGAUGAUUCGGUUGAGCUUGAUGCGUUCGGGGUGGGAGCCCAUGGUGCUGCACAGUAUGCAGUUAGGUUGCGGCUGUACGAUGCCAUACAGAGAAUGGAGGAGGAUGACACGAGGCAUGUCAAGGUUACGGACAGUGGAGUGCAACUCUCUCUGACCAAACAGGACUGUCAAUGGUGGCCCAGGCUGCUGCACUCCACACAGAAACCUCCUUGGCUUAAAAUUGAUUUUGAGCGAUGGAAGAGUGAAGAUGAUGAAGAAGAUUAUCCAGAAAACGAAUUUAAAAACGGAACAGCUAAAGAUGUGCUGGGUGACUAUCCUGAUCUCUUUGAAAAGCUCAAGAAGGAUGAAUUUGGAUACAAGAAAGAAGAAUUAAAGAAAGUCUACUUGAUACUGUACAAUCUAAGCCAGUUUGUGUUCUUCACCUAUAUCAUCAUUGUCAUGGCGAUCCGAUACGCUAAAGACGGCCCAGAUUCCAUGGAAGGUACAUUUGAUGCAGUUGGGAAUGUGCUCAAGUUUUGCCAGCUGAUUCAAUUCCUUGAAGUGAUGCAUCCAAUGUUUGGAUACACUAGGGGCAGCAUUAUGAUACCUUUCAUACAGGUGACAGCAAGAGCGGUGGUUUUGUUUGCGAUGAUUGACGCAGAACCAAGAAUGCAUAAGAAACCUGUUGUGUUCUACCUGUUCUUUAUAUGGUCGCUUGUUGAAGUGGUCAGAUACCCGUACUACAUAGUCCAGCUGUACAAAUGUCGAGUGGACUUUCUUACGUGGCUUCGGUAUUCAGUUUGGAUCCCACUCUAUCCAUUGGGAAUCCUGUGUGAAGGAAUCAUCAUUCUGAGGAAUAUUCCCUAUUUUGAAGAAACUCAAAGAUUUUCUAUCGCAAUGCCCAACAGUUGGAAUUUCACUUUCCAUUCUCCGACAGCUAUGAAAAUCUACCUACUUAUACUCUUUUUUCCAGGGAUGUAUGCAAUGAUGACACACAUGUACAGAGCAAGAGUGAAGAAAAUUGGCGUGAAGCGUCAACCAAAAAAAGUCAAAUAAGUGCCAGUGAGAUUUGCCAUUUUUUCUUCUUUAGAAAUAACAAAAUAAGCUUAGCAGUUAUGACGUACCAUUUAUCAUAUUACCUUAAUAAUUCAUAGUAUUUAAAAUUUUCAGACUUAUUUAAUUGACUGAAAAGACGUCUUGGGUAUGAUAUUAACUUCCUCAAAUUGACUCAUCAUGUGUAAUCAAAAUUGAAUAGCAAAAAAAUUCUUUAAACACAUGUUUAGAGAACUGAACUAAAAAACUAAACUCACCAUAUUUGAUCUUGUAGUAGCAAUAAUCUUGAGUUAUCAUUGUUGAAAAAUUUCAAGCUGGUUGUUUAAUAUGGUUUUCUUAGUGAGAAUAUUUAUUUACUGAGUCACUUAUGAAUAACAAGAUUAUUCAAUGUUGUAAAAGUUGAAGUCCUGUGUGGUUUGUAAGAAAAGCCUUGAAACAUUUACUAUACUAUUUUGGUAAAUAUAUAUGAAAGAUGGCAGGUAUGGUCGAUUUUGAUUCCCAUCAUUAUCAGACCUAAUAGGUGAAUUCUGGAUGAUGGUUGAAGUGUCCAAUCAAAAUCGAUCACCACUACCAAAAACAUUUACUGUCUUCUUGGAACAAUAUAAGUGUAAAUAUAUUAUUUUUCACGUUUUGAAAUGAGGGUCUCCUUUUUACACACUGAAAUGGAAACUUCUUUUGCUCACUGAUCACAGUUCCAAUGGUAUUGUUCGGGAAUAAAAUGACGUUAUUGAUAAGACAUAUUUUUCCUUGCUGAAAAUAUGAUUACAUAUAAUGACAGUCUUAUCAAUUGUGAAUAUCGCUCAGCCAGUAAGCUUAUAUUGACUUGAGGUUUAGACCAUCUUUUCACUGACCCACUAGUUGUCAGUCAGCAGUGAGAAAUUAUGAUGUUACUCGGUUUAGUUAUCUUGUAAAAAAGUAUUAACUUUUAUUUUAAUGAUUAAAUGCAACCAGACAUAGGUCGGAUUUUAAAACAUACUUAGACAUAAAAUUAGUUACAUUUAGACUGUUUUUAUGUUACAUUUCUAGACUGUUUUUUUUUUUUGCUUCCACCAGUAGCAUUUUAUAUGAUUAAGAGUUUUUUUACACUUGAGAAAGUAAUCGAAAUGCCUCAAGCUUUAGAUUAUACUGGGAUUGAAUCAAUCACUAUUGUACAGGGAUUGAAUCAAUCACUAUUGUACUGAAUCCCUAAAUACUAGGCUCAACAGUAGCAACACUCCUACAUUGUAGGUUGAAAUUUAUUCCUCAAUUACCUAUGAUUUUGUAUUUUUUCUUUUUUUAUGGAUCAGAUUUGUCUUGUUUUAAAUUGAUUCUUGUGGAAAACUUAGCUUUUAAAUAUUCACCCUUUAGAAUAUUAACUGAAAUAGAAUAUAAGAACUUUAGUCUCACAUUUCAAACAAAACCUUGGUUAUAUGAUAAGAUUUAUUCUAGUCCAUAAAAUCACUAGUAUUUUAUGAUAAGUUGUUAUUGUUUAGUUGGUAAAGUUGUUGAUCUUGUAUGUGUGUUUUUCACCAUAUUUUAAUAAACAGUUUUCUAUUUCCA